Molecule: messenger RNA, 1488 nt
Organism: Metarhizium album ARSEF 1941
Lineage: Eukaryota; Fungi; Ascomycota; Sordariomycetes; Hypocreales; Clavicipitaceae
Exons: 7
Coding region: 1-1488 (495 amino acids)
Biological process (GO): karyogamy involved in conjugation with cellular fusion; nuclear membrane fusion involved in karyogamy
Cellular component (GO): endoplasmic reticulum membrane
Source: RefSeq, a predicted model, not a curated record
AUGCCGAAGCCAACAGGGCUCAUUUUGCGCAAUGGAGCAAUUCUAGGAAUUGUUGUACUUUCGCUGACUGGCAUGACAUCAGCCUUGGAAGUUGAUGAGCAUCCCGAAGAAGCAUCGCAGUACUCUCCUCCCUCGCUUUAUGCAAGCCGCGCAAACCCUAGUGUCUAUGCAACGGCACUGAGUGAGUUGCAAGAAUUGGAGUCGGAGCCUUUUUGUCACAGAAUUGCAGCCAGAUUGCUGGUCAAUAAUUGUCAACUUCUGGAUGGACGAAAUGAUGCGACGGUGAUAACCAACACUGGAAGAGCGGCAAGAGACUUCGUGGACUUCUUUGCUGCCAGCUUAGCAAUUUGUGACUUGGAGAGAGCCAACUUUGCGAUCCCGCCAGCGUGCCAUAAAUUCCGGGAGCCAGUGUUGGCAAGUCUCCCAUCGCCUUCCAAACCAGAGCUCCAUGUCAUAACUAGUGAGAUUGAUGACUGUCUCGAAGGCCUGGCGCGAUCCGACUCGGCUUGGAGCACAUGGGUGAGCUAUCGGCACAAAGCACUUGGAUUCUGCGAGGCUGCUCGAGUAGACGGCGAGAAAGAUCAUCAUAUUUUCCUCCAUCAAAAACUUGCAAAUAUCCUCGAGAAACUCGCAACUGAGGCCGAAGUCGAAGUACAAAAUCGGCUCAACAAGCUCGAUCAAAUGUUCCAAGAGUCCAGCGACAAGGCGAAGAUUUUGGCAGCUCACGUAAUGGGACUCAACACAAGCUUGCAGUAUUUUGAACAGGCCAUUACCAAUUCAAUUUUGACCAAAUCCAAAGAAACCGAAAUUGUCAUCCAAAAAGGCUUGAGCGAGGCACAGUCUCUCCAACUCUUGAUGGAAGAAGUAGUCCAGAUGAUGAGAUCGAGAGAAGAUGAACGUGCUCAAUCACUUGAGACUGCAAUGGAAGUGGCUGCGAUGCAGAUUCACCGAGAUGCUAAUGAGGUCACAAGGAUGUUGACAGCCGUCGCAAUGUCAACACUCACUCUGCAGGCACAACUAGACAAGUCUGAAAGCCAACUAUCUUCUGUGAUGCAUAAGCAGGAACAAGUUCACGGAGGAAUGGAGAAAUUGAACCUUCUAGCAGACCUGGUGGCUGAUAAAGACAAAGCUCACCAAGAAAUGCUCCAGUCAGCACAGAAUAAGACCGCUGACCUACUGGCAUCGCUUGAAGCAGCCUCACUUUCCAUGGGUAGUCUGCGGUCGUCAUUCACGGACACUGGCUUGGCUGGCUGGUGGCCGUAUAUAGUUUGUCCAGCUGCGUCGCUGGUCCUCGGAUCUUACGGGCUUCAACCGUCGGUCUCGCGAAAUAUAUUACUCUUAGGCGCUGGCGAAAUCGCCGGGUUCUUCAUGGCGUUUGCGAACAAUCACGGGAGCGAGAUUUUAGACUAUUUGUUUUUCGCCGGGAAUUUCACAUCAAGAAGUGGCCAUAUUAACGAAACUUUGAAUGGUGAUUCGGCAACCUUUUGA